Messenger RNA from Sardina pilchardus (European sardine), 1714 nucleotides. RefSeq names its product crumbs homolog 3a (gene crb3a). The coding region runs from base 370 to 729 and encodes 119 amino acids. The record is from RefSeq and is a predicted model, not a curated record. The transcript is spliced from 4 exons. NCBI's taxonomy places the organism in Eukaryota, Metazoa, Chordata, Actinopteri, Clupeiformes, Clupeidae.
AGGAGGAGGAAAAAACUGUUUUACAUAGGUCGGUCUCGGGCAUUUCUUUUUGAAAAAAGAAAUUGUGUUUCAGCCAGCUGUUUAUAGGCUACCAAAGGCUACUCAAUAGAGGUUAGCAAGUGUUCUAUAUAUUUAAUGAAAGUUAAUUACAUGCCAGAACUCCUCCGAUUGACUAUAAAUUAUCAGUCGCAAAGCGGAAGCGGCAUUUUUUCUUCAUAUCAUUCUGAAGGAUAACCAUCACCAUUGGAUAGAGCUAAUUCUACGUGAACAGGGUGGCAAAGGCUGAGAUUAUUGUAAGAAUGGCAUGAACCUGAUUCUUGGACACAGGAAGCCGACCCACAGAGUUGAGGGGUGGCAGAAAAACUGAAAAUGACACUUGGGCCAGAUACAACACCACAUUUUGGGCUGGUGGCAGGUGGCGUACUCCUGCUCUUCCUGAAGAAUAGCCCUGCCAGAGCUGGAAAUGCUACAGUCACCAGUAGUCCGUUCAGAAACUCAAAUACCUCGACUACCACAAGCCCCCAGGAUGUUGUAGUCAUCGUGGUUCCCAUAGUGGUGCUGAGUCUGUUAGCCAUCAUCGCUGCAGUCUUGGCGUACCUCUUCAUCGUGGUGAGGAAGAAGAGACAGACGGAGGGCACGUACCGGCCGAGUGCCGAGGAGCAGAGCGGGGCACACAACGUAGCCGUGCCCGAUGCCCUCAAACUGCCCAAAGAGGAACGGCUGAUCUGAUGCACUAGCAGGAUUCUAAGCACUGCCACCGUCCGAGAGAUGUCACAGUUUGCUUACAAAAGGGAGUGGUGCCUUCGUCCAAAAACGUUCUGUAGGGGCUGCUGGACUAUUAUGGGGUGUGUCAGUAAAAGCACAGAGGCAGCUGUGCAUGGAUUAAUAAAUAUCCAUGUGAUGUCAUCGGACUGCUCACUAUUAAAGUGGAGAUACGACAGAAGCAUACGCUGUCAUCAUCCCUCUCACAUGAUUUCCAAGAGGCCACCUACGGAUGUGAUGUCACUCAUAGCCGUAUGAUACAAGGAAUUGACGUUGGGUUGGUCGGUGACUAGAGGUGGAAAACUUCAACACUGACCAGAAGGAUCAUUUCAUUGAAGGAUAAGACUUAACAAAAUGUACCCUGUGGGUAAGCUUAAGCUUGAAGGACCGCAAGAGGAGAUUCUUGUGGUACCAAAGAGCAGAUGUUCCUCAUCUGUUUUGGGAUUCCUGUGGCACUAGCCUAACUGUUAGCUCUAGUAACUGCUGCUGCUAUAGCUUAGUGAACUAGUGCUUGUUUGAAACACACAAACAGCACACAGACAUUUCAUUCUGGCUAUUUGGGAUGUGUGAAAUCCCAAAUUACAGUUUUUACUAACAACUUUACUUAAAUUUUUCAAAUGUUUCUUUAUUUUUAACUUUUUUAGAGAUGUGAUCGGUGUUUAAUGUAUGUGACACUAAUGGCCGUCAUAGUAAUGGAAAUAUCAUUGGAAAGUUUCAUGUAUCAUAAUUUGAAUGUAGAGGUAGGUAGAAAUGUGGUGUUUACACUUGAAUCGUUUUACCGUUCAUUUCAAUCAGACAUUUCUUGAUAACAAUCAAUACAUGCACAAACCUCUUGCAGUUUACUUUGAACACUAAAAUUACGACUUUGGAAUUACUCCGACACUUUAACUUAUUCAGCUGUAAUUACAACGUGAUCUCCGUCUAAUUUGUGAAUGUUACAUUAAAUAGUCAU